AAACGGGGCAGCUCCCAAUCAGCCAAGAGAUUGUGAACUCUUUUACCUCAGGGGCUGCGGGUGACUCUGGGCUGCUAAUCAUGGCUUUCCACAGGCACACAGGGCCUGGCAGUUACACCGUGGGCACCAUGUCGGAGCGCUUUGACUGCCACUACUGCCGUGACCCUCUGCAGGGGAAGAAGUACGUGCAGAAAGAGGGCCGCCACUGCUGCGUCAAGUGUUUCGAGAAGUUCUGUGCCAACACCUGCACUGAGUGCAAGAAACCCAUUGGAGCUGACUCCAAGGAGCUGCAUUUCAAGAACCGUUACUGGCACGACAACUGUUUCCGCUGCUUCAAGUGCUACACGUCCUUGGUCAACGAGCCCUUCAUGCUAAGGGAGAACAACAAGGUUUGGUGUAGCAACUGCACUGCCACUGCGGAUGCGCCCAGGUGUAAGGGCUGCUUCAAGCCUAUUAUUGCAGGAGACCAAAAUGUUGAGUACAAGAAGAUGGUCUGGCAUAAGGACUGUUUUACUUGCAGCCAGUGCAAGCAAGUGAUUGGAUCUGGGAGCUUCUUCCCCAAGGGUGAUGACUUCUACUGUGUCUCUUGCCAUGAGCAUAAGUUUGCCAAGACCUGUGCUAAAUGCAAGAAUCCCAUCACUUCUGGAGGCCUCACUUAUCAGGAACAGCCUUGGCAUUCAGAGUGUUUCAUCUGCUCCAACUGCAAGAAGCCACUGGGUGGGAAGCGCUUCACGGCUGUAGAGGAUGAAUUUUACUGUGUUGAAUGCUACAAGGAGUGUGUUGCCAAGAAGUGUGCUGGCUGCAAGAAUCCUAUUACAGCAGGAUUUGGAAGAGGAACCAGUGUGGUUAACUACGAAGAUGAAUCCUGGCACGAUUAUUGUUUCAAAUGCACAAAGUGUGCCCGUGGUCUGGCCAACAAGCGCUUUGUUUGCCAUAAUGGAAAAAUUUACUGUGCUGACUGUCCCAAACGACUGUAA
This is a messenger RNA of Antrostomus carolinensis (chuck-will's-widow), 977 nucleotides long. It is a transcript of the gene FHL1, whose product is annotated as four and a half LIM domains 1. Gene Ontology annotation, biological process: muscle organ development. The record is from RefSeq and is a predicted model, not a curated record. The transcript is spliced from 6 exons. NCBI's taxonomy places the organism in Eukaryota, Metazoa, Chordata, Aves, Caprimulgiformes, Caprimulgidae. Bases 81 to 977 code for a protein of 298 amino acids. Gene Ontology annotation, molecular function: transmembrane transporter binding.